Molecule: messenger RNA, 201 nt
Organism: Funneliformis caledonium
Lineage: Eukaryota; Fungi; Glomeromycota; Glomeromycetes; Glomerales; Glomeraceae
Source: the annotation of a GenBank genome assembly
GAUAAUUCUCUUCGGUUAUGUUUUCUUUUGAAGGAUUCUUUAGGAGAUAGGAGAAGUAGAUCUUUUGUUCUUCUUCAGAUAGGAGAAGCGAAGCGAUCUUUCUUUCUUCAGAUAGGAGAUAAGUCUUCUUUGGGGAUUCUUAGAAUUUCUUUGAAGAUAGAAGGAGCGGAUCUUUCAGAUAGGAGAAGUGGAUUUUUGUAA